AUGCUCCAAAUCAAACAAGACUCUUCCUUUUCACACUCACACCCAGGACAACAAUACGUGCCAUUGAAACAACUGAACGUCGAAGCAUAUAUAAAAUCGUUUGCUGCCGAUGUAACAAUCAAACAAAUUUUUCGUAAUGAUGAGACACAACUGAUCGAAGCAGUGUAUUGUUUUCCAAUAGAAGAACAAGCAGCUAUCUAUUCAUUUGUUGCUCAAAUUGAUGAUCGAGAAAUUAUUGCACAAUUGAAAGAAAAAAAAGAAGCACAACGAGAAUACAACGAUGCUCUUGAAUAUGGUUAUGGUGCAUAUUUACUUGAACAAGAUGAAAAAUCUCAAGAUAAUUUUAUAAUCAAUGUUGGUGCACUACCAGCUGGUAAAGAAUGUCACAUUUAUAUAUCGUACGUCUCCGAACUGGAUCUUGUUCAAAAUGGAAGUCGGAUACGAUUUGUUGUUCCAACGACUAUUGCACCUCGAUACGAUCCAAAUGAAGGUGGAAUCGUUUCACCAGGUGGUACCACGUCAAAAUAUGUUUCAACAACUCUAUACACAAUUGAAUUUUGCUGUCGGAUAGAGAAAACCAAUGUCUCUCGAGUUAGUUCGACAUCUCAUCCUAUCCAGAUUGAAGUCGACCAAGAGAAUGUCUAUGUCAUCGAAUUUGCUCAAAAAAACACACAUCUAGAUCGAGAUAUCUUACUAGAUAUUGAGUUAGCUAGCAAUCGUUCAAAUACCAUUAUUGCGGUGGAACCAGGUGCUGUUAUGGUUUCAUUUACACCAACUGAAGAAGAUUGUCAACAUGCGAUGAACAAUGUAGAGACGACCAAUGAAUUUAUUUUUGUUAUCGACUGUAGUGGAUCGAUGGAAGAUGAGAAUAAGAUUGGAUUAGCACGUGAAGCAAUGUUGCUCUUUCUCAAGAGUCUUCCGCUAAAUUGUCACUUUAAUAUCAUUCGAUUCGGAUCAACUCAUCAGGCAUUAUUCAACGAUAUAACUGCCAUUUACAAUGAAAAAAAUGUUCAAAAAGCAGAACAGCUUAUCAAUCAGUUAUGGGCAAAUAUGGGUGGCACUGAAUUGUUACAACCACUUCUGUGGUUAGAAGAACAUCCUGCACAAACAGGUCGUUCGAGACAAAUAUUUCUGUUGACAGAUGGAGAAAUUUCAAAUGUCAACGAAGUACUCGAUCUAUGUCGCUCGAUGGCUACUUCUACACGGAUCUUUUCAUUUGGUUUGGGUCAUUCACCAAGUCGUUCACUAGUCAAAGGUCUUGCUCGAGCAACAAAUGGACGUUUUGUUUUUAUUCCACCUAACAGUAAUGUUGACGUUCAUAUUGGUAAACAGUUACAAAAAGCUCUGCAAUCUUGUAUAACAAACAUACAAGUGGAAUGGAAACUCGGUACUACUGUUAUGACUGCUCCAACAAACAUACCACCAGUCUAUGUUAAUGAUCGUCUGAUUGUUUAUGCACUUGCCAAUGAUCCAAUGUUUGUCUUUAAUGACAAAUCGAGUGUCGAAUUACGCAACGAUCAAAUUCGAUUAGGCCAAUGUUUGUGUAUACUCGAAGCAAUUAGUAUGAUUUUUGGAAAUAGCAGCAAUGCUUGUUUAAUUAAAACUGGACCUGUAGCGGAGCUUGUUGAAUUUCUUAGUUUAAUUAUUGCUUACAGUUUUGGAUUAUUCGUGGCUCGUCGAUAUUAUGAAACUGGUUUACGAAUAUUUGCUUCGCUGAUCGUACUUGAAAUGGUUAUGAUUAGUAUUGGUAUUAUAAUUGUAGUUCUUAUAAUUUUUGGUGCCAUACCUCGAACUGCACCAAACUCAACGGCUUAUAGAGAGCAUGAUAGUCUCAUGAUUCGUACGCAAAUUGGUGCUUUUUAUUGUGCCUUUGUAUACAUUGUAACUUUUAUUCUUGAUAUUAUCAUUGUAAAAUUUGCUUUCAAAUUGGCCAAGCUUAUUGCUGUUGAAAGAUCUUCGACCAUGCCACAAAUAUAA
Messenger RNA from Rotaria sp. Silwood1, 1977 nucleotides. The record is from the annotation of a GenBank genome assembly. NCBI's taxonomy places the organism in Eukaryota, Metazoa, Rotifera, Eurotatoria, Philodinida, Philodinidae.